Molecule: messenger RNA, 3142 nt
Organism: Diceros bicornis minor
Lineage: Eukaryota; Metazoa; Chordata; Mammalia; Perissodactyla; Rhinocerotidae
Gene: PARP3
Product: poly(ADP-ribose) polymerase family member 3
Exons: 10
Cellular component (GO): site of double-strand break
Molecular function (GO): NAD+ poly-ADP-ribosyltransferase activity
Source: RefSeq, a predicted model, not a curated record
AGGAGGGGUCCGACCAGGGGGGCCUUCUCUGUGUUUGCGCCCGUUGGACGCUUGGGGGCGCCAGAGAUAGGGGUUCCAUGUCCCGGAGCGUGCCUCCUCCUCGUCGGGGGCGGGGGCGAGAGUGAAUCAGCCUGGCACUAGAUAACCGGGGGAUCCCGGCAGCCCCAGGGAGAGGGAGGCAAUGCCCACACCCGGGCCUGAGGUCGUUGGGCCGCCAGUGGACACGUAUUGCAUGCCACAGGCCAGACGAGCAGCGCUAAGGGCGCGUCAGUCCCCUGGGUCCCCAUCAAGUGUCCCCAUCAAGUGUUCACGCAUCCGUGGGAGAUGCUGCCCGCCUCGGCCUGUCCGGCUUCUGACUCACCAUACUGGUGAGCACAUAACUGGAAUCCUACACUCCACCCUCAGCUCCACCCCUCUGGCGGUUGUCGGGAAGCCUAAGCCUUACAGAGGGUUGCAGAGGGGCCCUGGAACAAGGACUACCAGGAAGUCCUGAUGCCAGGCGGGGUAACCCACCUCUGCCAGGUCCCUGCUUCUCUUAGGUGAGUGCCCUAUGGCCUGCUCACAGCCCUCCACAGGGCAGGGCUGGGUGGGACUGGCCCUUGACCUCUGGCAGUACAAGGCUAGUUGUCUGGGACCCUGGCUGGCACCCUAGAACUCUUGAGUGCCUUGGGAAAGGUUUCUACACCACUAGGUCCCAAGCUCUUGGGGGAUAGGUCUGGCCCAGGAGUGCUGCCCCCCGGGACAGCUGCCCACUCUCCUCCAUAGCUGGGGUGACUCAACCCAGCAACCAUGCCAGGUCCGAGUUAACUGAGAGGGGGAGGAGCAGGCAGUACCCAGAGAGUGCUCUGGAGGGAGGAGGAGCCCAGAAGUGGUGGGGGAGAUUCUCCUUUCACUUUCCCUACCACUUCUGGACACACUGGAGAGCUAGAGAAGGUAGGGAACCACUCUUCCUUGACCCGAGUUGGCAGACUGGACAGGGUCAUGGUCUGGCCGCUGUGACUGGGGAAAGGGGUAUAUCUGGGGUGCAGAGAGCCAGUUUUGGUCUGGGGCUGGGAAUGGGGAAGUGGAGGCAGGCGGAGGCAGUGGGAGGUCACCAAAGGGCAAACCUAGGGUACAGCCAUUUGUGCUGUGCCAGCCAGGUGGGGUGCAGAAGCUGUGGAGGCCUAAGGGCCCCCACAGUGCCCCAGAACAGCCAUGGCUCCAAAGCGCAAGCCCCCUGUGCAGCGUGAGGGCCCUGAGAAGAAGAAACAGGGGUCAGAGGAGGACAGCUUCCACUCCACUGCCAAGGCCCUCAGAGCUGCACCCACAGAGAAGUGCACAGUCUGAGUGGACCCUGCAUGCCCACUCAGCUGCAGCCCUGGGACCCAGGUGCAUGAAGACUACGACUGCACCCUGAACCAGACCAACAUCGGGCGCAAUAACAACAAGUUCUACAUCAUCCAGCUGCUGAAAGACGGUGACCGCUUCGUCUGCGGGAACCGCUGGGGCCAUGUGGGAGAGGUGGGCCAGUCAAAGCUCAACUACUUCGUGUUACUGGAGAAUGCAAAGAAGAACUUUGAGAAGAAAUUUCGAGACAAGACCAAGAACAACUGGGCGGAGCGGGACCACUUUGUGGCCCAUCCCGGCAAGUACACACUUAUCGAAGUACAGGGAGAGGACGAGACCCGGGAAGCCGUGGUGAAGGUGGACGGAGGCCCAGUGAGGACCGUGGUUCAGCGGGUGUGGCACUGCUCCCUGGAUGCAGCCACACAGAAGCUCAUCACCAAUAUCUUCAGCAAGGAUAUGUUCAAUAAUGCCAUGGCCCUCAUGAACCCAAAUGUGAAGAAGAUGCCCCUGGGAAAGUUGAGCAAGCAGCAGAUUGCACGGGGCUUCGAGGCUUUGGAGGCACUGGAGGUGGCCCUGAAAGCCCCCACAGAUGGUGGUUUCAUCCUGGAGGAGCUGUCCUCCCGCUUCUACACUGUCAUUCCCCACAACUUCGGCCGCAACCGGCCCCUGCCCAUCAACUCCCCUGAGCUUCUGCAGGCCAAGAAGGACAUGCUGCUGGUGCUGGCAGACAUCGAGCUGGCCCAGACCCUGCAGGCAGCCCCUAAGGAGGAGAAGGUGGAGGAGGUGCCACACCCACUGGACCGAGAUUACCAGCUCCUCAAGUGCCAGCUCCAGCUGCUGGAUGGAGAGGCACCUGAGUACAAGGUGAUACACACCUACUUGAAGCAGACCAGCAACAACUACAGGUGCCCUGCUCUUCAGCAUGUUUGGAAAGUGAACUGAGAAGGGGAGGGAGAUAGGUUCCAGGCCCACUCCACGCUGGGUAAUCGGAGGCUACUGUGGCAUGGCACCAACGUGGCUGUGGUGGCCGCCAUCCUCACCAGCGGGCUCCGCAUCAUGCCGCAUUCUGGUGGCCGCCUUGGCAAGGGCAUCUACUUCACCUCGGAGAACAGUAAGUCAGCUGGCUAUGUUACUGGCAUGCACUGCGGGGCCCACGACAUCGGCUACAUGUUCCUGAGUGAGGUGGCACUGGGCAGAGAGCACCGUGUCACCACCGAUGAGCCUAGCUUAAAGCAGCCACCUCCUUGCUUCGACAGUGUCAUUGCCCAAGGCUGCACAGAACCCGAUCCAACCCAGGACACCAAGCUGGAGCUGGAUGGCCAGCAAGUGGUGGUGCCCCAGGGCCGGCCAAUGUUCUGCCCAGAGUUCCGCUGCUCCAGCUUCUCCCAGAGUGAGUAUCUCAUCUACCAGGAGAGCCAGUGCUGCCUGCGCUACCUGCUGGAGCUUCGCCUCUGAGCUGUCCGCCGGCCUCCCGUCAUUCUCAGUCUUCCUGCCCAUCCCUGGUGCCCCCAUAUCACCCGUUCUUGCUCCCAAAUCUCCCUCCUGUGUCCCAGACAGUGAUCCGACCUCCCUCCAAUCCUUGUUAGUCCUGGUGUGGCUGUGGCCCCAGCCUCGCCCACCUCCAAAGGUGAUGGGCAUGAUGUACCAGCGUUGUUACUGGGACACAGAUACAGUAGCCUAUUCAAGGCUGUUUAGUUAGAGGGGCACAGGCUGAGGGUGGGCGGGAUCCCACAUCCACCUAGGCCAUCCAGAUUUGCCCAGACUGUCCAUCUGAGAGGUGUGAUCACCAAGGUAGGCUGAACUUCAGGCAUGCACA